Messenger RNA from Canariomyces notabilis, 2206 nucleotides. RefSeq lists its product as uncharacterized. NCBI's taxonomy places the organism in Eukaryota, Fungi, Ascomycota, Sordariomycetes, Sordariales, Chaetomiaceae. The transcript has 6 exons. Bases 109 to 1800 code for a protein of 563 amino acids. Gene Ontology annotation, biological process: mRNA processing. Gene Ontology annotation, molecular function: pre-mRNA 3'-splice site binding; poly-pyrimidine tract binding. The record is from RefSeq and is a predicted model, not a curated record. Gene Ontology annotation, cellular component: nucleus; nuclear speck; U2-type prespliceosome.
GCGGCGACUAACGUUGGCGUUAUCGCAUCCAGCUCCAGCCACUGGUAUCCCCGUCGACGGCACGAAAAUUCCUGCAUCAUCGUGUGCCUACAGGGAGCCGACGCCAAUAUGAACGGGGAUAAUUAUUCCUCUAGAGACAGCGGCCGACACGGCUCCUCUCGCGACUACCAGUCAUCUAGGCGUGAUCGCGAUGACAGGCGCGAUCGCGGAGACACUCGAGACCGAGGAAGCGGACGCAGGCGGUCCCGAUCGCCUGACUACCGCAGCGGCCGACCCCGUCGUGAAGAUGGCGAUAUCGAUGCGUAUUCUUCCAGCAGGAGUCACCGCGACCGUGAGCGCGAAGAUCGUUACUCGGGCCGCGACCGUCGCGGCGCCGACCGGGGCGAUAGAGAGUGGGAGCGCGACCGAGGCGGCCGAAGUCGCCGCGAGGACGAUGACCGGCGGGACCGUCGUCAAGAGCGAGAUCUGGCCGAUGAUCGUCGUGGACCUAGGCGUGACCGGGACUUUGAAAGGGAGCGUCCGCCUCGGCGGAGCGCGUCACCCCCACCCAAGAAACGAGAACCCACACCCGACCUCACCGACGUCGUACCUAUUUUGGAGCGGAGGCGCCGUCUGACACAGUGGGACAUCAAACCACCCGGCUAUGAUAAUGUUACUGCCGAGCAGGCCAAACUUUCUGGCAUGUUCCCACUUCCUGGUGCACCCCGUCAGCAAGCCAUGGAUCCUACAAAACUCCAAGCUUUCAUGACCCAGCCUGGGGGCGCAGUGAAUAGUUCUGCCCUUAAACCCUCUAAUUCCCGCCAAAGCAAACGCCUAAUCGUCUCAAACCUACCCGCCUCAGCGACUGAAGAAAGCCUUGUCAACUUCUUCAACCUUCAACUCAACGGCCUGAAUGUCAUUGAGAACGCCGAUCCCUGCUUGCUCUGCCACAUCUCUCCCGAUCGGACGUUUGCCAUGCUUGAGUUCAGGACUAGCACGGAUGCGACGGUUGCUCUGGCGUUUGACGGCGUGACGAUGGAGGCCGAAGACGAUUCGCACGCUACCAACGGCAACGGUGCGGCCCCUCGCGGUCUGCACAUCCGCCGGCCAAAGGACUACAUCGUGCCUGCCAUUGUUGAGGAUCCAAACUACGACCCGGAUUCUGACGUGCCAUCGAGCGUGGUGCUAGACAGCCCCAACAAGAUAAGCGUGACGAAUAUCCCACUUUAUCUGACGGAUGACCAAGUUAUGGAGCUCUUGGUCAGCUUCGGCAAGCUCAAGUCGUUUGUGCUAGUAAAGGACAAUGGCACACAAGAGUCGCGAGGAAUCGCCUUCCUCGAGUAUGCCGACUCCAGCGUAACCAAUGUCGCGAUCCAGGGCUUAAACAACAUGACGCUUGGUGAACGGGCUCUCAAGGUCCAAAAGGCGAGCAUUGGUAUCACACAGGUUGCCGGAGAGAUGGGCGUAAAUGCUAUGUCUAUGCUCGCAGGGACGACAUCCACCGACUCUGAAGUCAGCAGGGUCUUGCAGCUCCUCAACAUGGUCACCCCAGAUGAGUUGAUGGAUAAUGAUGACUACGAGGAAAUUCGUGAGGAUGUCCAGGAGGAAUGCGAGAAGUUCGGCACCAUUCUAUCCCUCAAGAUCCCAAGACCGAUCGGGGGCAGCAGGCAAUCAGCCGGUGUGGGCAAGAUUUACAUCAAAUACGAGACUCCCGAGAUGGCGACGAAGGCUUUGAAGGCCCUCGCUGGAAGGAAAUUCGCCGACCGCACGGUCGUCACCACAUACUUUCCUGAGGAGAACUUUGAUGUGAACGCUUGGUGAUGAUCAGGUGAUGAUCAAGGAUGAAUGGCGGAUGUUGACGAGUGAGGCUAUUUUCUGGGGCUGUGGGAGCUGGGUUUGAGAUACGGCCAGCGAUGAUGAAACGGUCGAAGUCUCUCACGAGCACGAGGCUCUCUCUGCGAGCACUGUGGGAUAUAAAGUGAAAUGUACAAUUACUCGGGCGAAAUCGGUUGCACUGCAUGAAACACUCCGGGAUGCCGGCAGAUAGCUGGGGAGUGGUUGCAUGCGGUUGGCACUCUCUCGACAGGUUGCUCUAUCAAACUCUAGGUAGUUGAGGGAGACUGUCGUUCUAUUUGAUGUACGGAUAUCCAGUGUUGCUAUUUAAGAGCAGCACUUUUCUACAGAUCAAUGAACAGGUCAGACACAACAAAUCUAGAUCAGAAUGGCC